This is a messenger RNA of Physella acuta, 6789 nucleotides long. RefSeq names its product E3 ubiquitin-protein ligase RNF34-like. Gene Ontology annotation, biological process: negative regulation of extrinsic apoptotic signaling pathway via death domain receptors; protein K48-linked ubiquitination; proteasome-mediated ubiquitin-dependent protein catabolic process. NCBI's taxonomy places the organism in Eukaryota, Metazoa, Mollusca, Gastropoda, Physidae. Gene Ontology annotation, molecular function: ubiquitin protein ligase activity. Gene Ontology annotation, cellular component: cytoplasm; plasma membrane. The record is from RefSeq and is a predicted model, not a curated record.
ACCUGUUCCAUAAAUCUGCACGAACAAUACAAGCAAUCAAACACCGAUAUGUUUAGUUGUUGAAACAACUUCCUGUUUCUUUGACGACAUCUGACAGAGUAAUCCUUUUCACAGUCAACAAACACUUCAAAUAGUCAAAUAGGGUUCAAUUUUCACUGUUUACUUCAAUUAAAGCUGGAUCUAGACUUGUCCUACUUACAUUUCUUUAAUCGUUUUUUUUAAUGUUAUUGUUAAGAAAAAUCUAGAACAACACUGAUUGCGAUUAUUAGUUCGGAUUAGCCUGAUCGAUCAGAGGUGUGAAUGUGAUGUUUUGUUAAAGAUUCAUCUGGGCGCUUAGUAAAAUGGGGGAUUAUGCUGGACAUUUUAUCAAUGAAGUAUCCACAUUUUACUGAUGGGAGCAGGAGCAGUAAGAGGUCAAGGCCAGGACUCCAGGUCUAAUCUAUUUAACUUGGGCAGCACAGGCUCUACUUCAAGGUCUUCUAGCCAAGCCAACGGUGACAGCAUUUUUUCCUCAUCAACAUCCAGUUCUUCUGACAAUCAAUUAAGUCAAUCAAACUCACAAAUGAAGAUGUCAUGUGAGAUGUGUUCUGUGAAUUUCACCUUGUUCAAAAGAAAAAAAUGUUGUAUAGAAUGUCGCCGCUACUUCUGCUCAAAUUGUUUACCCAAGCCUCCGCCCAACUCUCUUGUUGGCAGGCAGUGUGACAAAUGUCGCCUGCUCAUAUCAGGCUCCUUCUCUAGGGAUGAUCUCAAGGGGUGGAAAGUGAAAUACAUGAGGUGUUUCCUCAAUACCCAAAACAUCUCAACCAAAGACUGCACUGAGAAGCAUGACUUGAUUGAGCUGAUAUUGGCACAGUUCUGUAAAAAUCCUAAUCUCACACAAGAGGAACAGGCUGAACAUGAGAUUCUUGUCAGACAAAUGGCGGCCCAUGUGAGAAAUGUCAGCUUUAUAAACGAGGGCACCCAGCAACCUGGAAACAGCGGGGAAAUCACCAACAUAACCGAGACCACACCUGCCGAGACGCUGGAGUCAGCACCAGCAGCCUCCACUGAUGCUGUGGAGGAUGCUCCUCAUCCAACCAACUCGGAGUCACACUUUGAUUUAAGCGAUGACAGGCUGAGGGAGCUGUCUGAAACCUCGGAAAGGCUUGCGGAAGCUUUCUUACGUCUCAAUAACUUAAUGCAGGAAGAGGAAACAACAACAACAAGUACGUCUAUACGACGCACACAAAUCGAUGACAUCAAAGAUAUUUCAGAGAUUGAUGAUUUAAAGAUCCGCCAGCUAAAGGAGCUGCUAGUUAACAACUUUGUGGAUUAUAAAGGUUGUUGUGAAAAGGCAGAAUUGAUAGAAAGAGUCAAAAGAUUGUGGAGGGACCAUCAAACAAACAAGUUUAUAGCUGAGCAGAUUCACAAAGAAGAGGAAACAGCAUAUUUGGGGGAAAAAUUAAAAUCCACUACAGUCAAUGAAAGCGGGGACAGUGCUAGUAAACUAUUACCACCAGCAUGUACGGACUCAGAAAGCGUCGUAACUUCUGACAACUUAGAUGCCGCUAUUGCAGACAGCACCUCAGCCCCAUUGCCAGCACCACCCAGCAGCAAACCAGCAUCAGAUGCCCCAUCAACAUCAGCAACCAAGUCGUCUGACGACAGCCUUUGCAAUAUAUGCAUGGACGCGCUAGUGGACUGUAUCCUACUGGAGUGUGGUCACAUGGUGACCUGCACACAGUGUGGCAAGAGACUGGCCGACUGCCCCAUCUGUAGGCAGUACAUUGUACGUGUUGUACGAGUGUUCCGGUCAUGACCACCAUCGUAGACAGCACUUCUCUAUUCGACCAGUGCGCUUGCACAAUUGAUGUCUUCUGUGUAAUAGAAUGCCAGCUCAAACAUUAGGUAACAAAUGUGAUUAAUUAUAUUUCUUUAUGUAAUCUACUGUUAAUUGGAGUGUAGCUAUAGUUAAAAAAGAAUAUCUUAGAAACACCUAGUGUAUUUAUCACUACAUGCUAGUUAAAAUCUCUAUUGUAACUCUUGCUUCUCUGGAGUUAAUUAUGUUGUAUUAUAAAUUGUGAUCUCUAUUACAAAUAUUACCUGCCAAAGUGGUUUAUAAAAAAAAAAGCAAGACAGAGACUUUUUUUUCCAUGUUCUAUUUAGUACUGUAGCAUUGUGAAGCUAGAUGUUAUUGGAUUACAAAUUGUGCAAGUUUUUUCAAUGUAUGUAUAUUUUUCUGUAUUAGUGUACACUAUACACAAUUAUUGAUGAAGCUUGACUUUAUAAAGAAUCUCAAUAAGACUAGGAUUGAUACAACUCCUUAGAUGAGAAAGGCAAUACUUUAAGCUUGCAAGGAACAUCACUGUCCCAUGCUGCAAGUUUAUUAGUUUAAUUUCAUGAACACAAUUUUUUAAUGUUUAACUUAUCUCAAAAACAUCAGGAAAAUAUUUGUGCACCUUUAAGUCAUUAAAGAACUUAAAACAAUACAGCAUAAACAAUUUAUACUAGUUUUACUUAUGGAAUAAAACACCUUUUAAUUCAUUGCUAAAAUAAUGUUUAAUAUUUGGAGAACAAAUGUUUAUGCUAGCCAUUGAACCUGAGUUGUAUCAACACUACAUUAUACACUGUAUGUUUUCCCAAAUCAAUUUGUUUAAAAAAAAAUUUAUUUCACAAGACAGUAUUUUUUAAUACUAUUUAGUAGAAUUAUGUGUGCAAUUUAAUUUUGUGAUAUUCAAUUUUUCUAGAGGUUACAUUCUAAAUCAUUUUGAUAAAAAAGUUUUAAAAAAGUGUUUAUAAAUUGGCUUGCAUUUUACUUACAACUUAAAAAAUUAAACUAUACUACUUCAAACAUUAAAUUAAUUGAAACUUCAAAUUAGUUUGUUGCAUCAAAUUUUUUUUUUACAGUAAAGACAAUUUUUGUCUGUUGUAUUCACUACCAAAUAAAAUGAAGUAUUAGUUGAAACUAUUUGAAUUGUAUACAAAAUAAUUAGAAGUCCAUUUAGAAUUACAAUUGAAAAAAAAAGACUCCUGUGAGUGUGAUGGCACGCAAGCCAUAUCUUCAAUAAUCAAUGAGAGGAAAAAUUUUCUCCUUCCGUUAUGCUUGUAUAUAACAUUACUGUAACUUCAACUUAGUCCAUUGUUACUUUUAUAUUCUUUGUUGUGAUAUUUUAAAAAAAAUACUUUUGUGUUAAAUCUUGAUAAUUUAUAAUGCCAACUUGACUUAGGUACUGACUCAUUGAUGCUAACUAAUGUAGAGGUUAGUCAUUAAAGUUUUUAUGCCCUUACUACGACAAAGCAACAUAAUUUUUCUGAUAAAAAUAUAACUUUUAGUUAACUUUCUAAUUAGUUAUAAAAUUAGAGCAUAUGAUAUUUUAAUUAGUAGAAAACCAAAGUAUUUUUAUUUAAGAAUGUAUAGAUUUUUUUGUAAAAAAUUUUAUAUUGACUAGCAAAGUAUAGGGAAAAGUUGGUUAACGGUGCUUGUUAUCAAGUAAUAAGUAGUAAUAAUUCAACAAGCCAGAAAGCAUAUGCAAUCUUAUUUAGAACUAAUUCUACUGGUUAUUAAAAAAAACAUGAUUAUUAAAAAAAAUGGUUGUGUAUGCAGUGAUGACUUUAUGUAUAAGUGUUGUGUUUUGUUUGAAAGGUUUGUAUUAUGAGUGAUUUUGAGGAGAGUUGAACGCAACAUUUUUUAGUAUUAGCACAUUGUUACUGAAGGAAAUAUUCUUAUGCAAAAAAUAUGUGUCACUAUUGACAAAACUUUUCAUCUAUGAAUGAUAUGUGACACUAAUGACAAAAUAUGUGUCUCUAAUGGCAAAACAUGUCACUAAUGUCGUGAUGUGCGUCAGUAAUAAUAAAACAUGUGUCACUAAUGACAUGAUGUGUGUCACAAAUGACAAGAUGUGUGUCACUAAUGAAAAAAAAUGUGUCAUUAAUGACAAAACAUUGUCACAAUAAAGUUUCGAGGUGAGACUGGUCAGUGACUGCCUUGUGGCAUCGGUGUGACCACCAGAUGAUGUCAUGUUGACCAUUAGAUGAUGUCAUGGUGAAUGACAGUGUUAUGUCGCAGUGACCAUCCCGUGAUGUCACAUUGACCACCAACCCCCCUCCCCCGUGAUGUCAUAUUGACCAUCCCAUGAUGUCACAGUGACCAUCCCGUGAUGUCACAGUGACCACAGUGACCAUCCCGUGAUGCCACAUUGACCAUCCCGUGAUGCCACAUUGACCAUCCCGUGAUGUCACAUUGACCAUCCCGUGAUGCCACAUUGACCAUCCCGUGAUGUCACAUUGACCAUCCCGUGAUGCCACAUUGACCAUCCCGUGAUGUCACAUUGACCAUCCCGUGAUGCCACAUUGACCAUCCCGUGAUGUCACAUUGACCAUCCCGUGAUGUCACAGUGACCAUCCCGUGAUGUCACAUUGACCAUCCCGUGAUGUCACAUUGACCAUCCCGUGAUGUCACAGUGACCAUCCCGUGAUGUCACAUUGACCACAGUGACCAUCCCGUGAUGUCACAUUGACCAUCCCGUGAUGUCACAUUGACCACAUUGACCAUCUGGAGAUGUCACAUUGACCAUCCUUUGAUGUCACCAUUAGUCAGUGCAACCCACCAUGACAAGGGUACCUAACCCUGACACUAUUGUUUUCUUGUUUCUCUACCUAUCUGCUUGUCUAGUUGUGCCUGUAACAGAUGUCAGCUUUACUUCUAGUGAAACAACCCAGCCCAUGUUGUACCACAAAUUAACCCACACCUUUAUAUCAGAACCCAAACUAAACAUUUCUUAUGUACGGAAAUACUGCCAUACCAGAAAUUGAAAACUUAAAAAAAAAAUAUUUGGUGUUAAUUAUCUACCACACAAGUGCUGUAAUUUUAACUUCAUUUAUUGCUACUGGCUGUAGAUAAUGUUAUAGCACUCUUAGAGAUAACCUCCAUUACAUAUCAGUAUAAAUAAAGAGUAUAAAUAAUGAAUAUUAAAGAUGUUCCAUCAUACUUUACAUAACCACCAGGCAAGGUUUAUCUUUUGCUAAAUAAAAGGAAACUGUUGGUUGAUGGUAGUCAUACGGGCCCAUAUGUUGAUGUAUAUGUAACUUAUCCUUUACCAAUUCUAUAGGUACUGAUAAUUUUUAAAUUAAUCAAACCCACUGUUUUUUGUUUUUUUUUGAAGAUUAUAAACAUGUUUAUUCAGAAAAUCUUACUAAAUUAUUUUUUUACAUGUUGAAUGUUAGCAUUAUGUUUUGUAUGCUAAAGCUCAAAAACAAAUAUAUGCUUUUUUGUUCCUAUUGGCGAAAAUAAGAGAUGAAAACUUAGUGUUUAAUUUUAGUAAUGAAUUGUAAGGUUUAGUGUAAAUAAUCCACUGUUCUGCUGUUCAGUUUGAACAGUUAAGAUUAAAUAUCUUAACAUCUUAGUCAUGACAAACCACAGCUUAGUCCUUUGUGAUUAGUGAGUAUGUUUUAAAAUUUUAAAAUAUACUUGCAUUUUGUAUAUCAAAAUUUCACUCAUUUGUGUAAAGCUUUUUAUGUUUUAAUAACUUUGAUGUACUUGUUUAUUUGUUUAAAUGUCCAUUUUGUUUUUUCUUAGUUCUUUGGAUUGUUGUAGCCUCAACAAUUGGUUGUUUUUAAUCACUUCUAAAAAGAAUUUGUGAAUGAAGAGAUUUUUUUUUACUGGUCAGCUAUACACAGAUACAUAGUUUUUUAUGUGUAGAUUGUCACUGCCUGUGAAGCAGUAAAAAUAAUGACUUGGUCACUUAGUGAAACAAAACAUUUUUAUUUAUUCUGUUUUUCUCCCUACAUGCCAGAUUGUAUAAAUCAAUUUGAAUUGACUCGCAUCAUUAUGACUAAAAAAAUUUUAAAGUGUCUCUAAUUCAUUAGCAAUACUAUGCAAUACAUCUCAAUGAUAACAGACUGGUCCUAAUUCUACCCUGAUCUCAUAAUGUCAGCCCAGUUAUCAAAGUAGUUUUACUAAAACAAUCCUUGUUUAAACUCCAGUAGAAUUAGAUUAACACUGAAAAACUUGAAUGUUGAUUCAAACUUUCUAAACAUUCCCCAUUGAUUUUUUUUUAUGUCACAUAAAAUUAAAACCUAAAACAGACACUGUAAUUUACUUUGAACUGUUGUGUAACCAUUAGCCACCAUCAGUUUAAAAUGUAUGAUAAUACACAACAUAUUUACAUUGAAUUUGUCAUAUUUCAAUACAUUCAAUUAAAAAUAUGAAAACAGACACCUUGUUUUACAUCGGAUUGUUAUGUUAAACACUAGCCAUAUUCAUUCAAAAAGUAUGAUAUCAGACUUAAGAAAUAUAUUUUACUUACAGUAUUUCUAAUAUUUUCUCAACGUAUCUGAUAUCAGACUUAAGAAAUAUAUUUUACUUGCAGUAUUUCUCAUGUUAUCUCAACAUAUUCCUUGUCUAGCUCCACAGACAGGCACAAUUAAUUCUGCAAUUUGUUUCGUUAAUUGUAUCCACUAAAAUUUGUUAACUGUCUAUGAAAUCUAUAUCAAUUUACUACUGAUGUUGUGAAUUUUUUUUCUUUAUUUCAGAGUAUUUCUUUUUUAUAACCUACAUUUUUUAUUCACAGAUUACCUUACUUUUUUUUUUCUUUUCUUUCUAAUUGAUGAUGUUAAAAAAAUAGCAACCUGUUAUAUAAGUUUAAUUUUACUGAAUCAUUUACAUCCCUAAAAACUGGGUGAUUAAUUCCUUCGUUUAUUUCAUGAAUUACCAUUGAAGGGUUUUUGAUUGUGAAGCGACUGCAAUAUUUUUUGUUUAUCAUUAGAUGUUUGUUUCUCUAUUAAAAUGCUCAAUUUCUUCAAGCUGCUUGC